UUGCUGCACACACUGGGUGGCUUCUUACGAUCUUGAGAGCAGUAUCUGUGACCCAGCCAUGGAGGCCUUCUUUUCUGCAUAUUCAAACCGGGAACUUGGAUCUAGGCCCUUACCCUCGGAGGCGGCUUUCUAAUUUCUCCAACCCAUACGCCUUCUGGCGCCCUCGUGUGGCCCUGGUUGUUUUCUGGGCGAAUCUGUGGGGUCCCCUGAAGGUCUGGAAACUCCGCGCCGGUGGGGAUCAUCUUCUGCACAAUAGGCGCUCCCCAGCCACCACGCCUCGCCCAGUGAGGAGCAGCGGGAGCUACUGUGAGGCCCACAGAAAGACCUGGCUCAGCACUGGCCUUGGAAAAAACAGAGACCGGUUCCAGCCCAACCGAGGCGCCCCAUAUCCGGCCCUGGCCGCCCCAAGCAUUUUUUUUUUUUUUUUCUCCGCUAAGAUGGUGGGAGACCGGUCUCAGCUGGAAGGGGCGGGUGGAAGGUUCAGGGACUGUGGACAACGCCCCCGGGCGCGGCACACACGGCUAGAGUUGGGGCGAGCCGUGGAGAGGUGUCCUGCGGGUCCCGCUGCGUUGGGAGUUGUGGGUGCCCAAGGCCAAGAAGAGAAAGGCGGGAGGGGAGAGAGGCGGGGCUGUUCGGCAGCCAGCGGAAAUGGUGCGGGGAGUCAGCCCCUGGGGCCGCCCGGAGAGCUGGGAUGCGGCGCGGGCCACGUGCACCCGGGAGUACUUAGGGUGGCGGCGGCCCGCGGGUCGUGGGGGAGACCCUCUGUGGGAAGAGCCUUGCCGGUGCCUCUCUUCUCAGAAUUGAGACUAUUGACGUCCCAGGCGGGGCCGGCUUCUCCAAACCAGGCCAGGGGCUGCAGGGAGAAGAAUGCACCUGGUAUUGCUGCGGAUCGCAACCGCUCGGGCGCAAAGAUCAAGAGAGAGAGGUGGGGCUGACACGUCAAAGACAUUAUGAGGAAGAAGAUGAAACUCAAAGCAGAUCCCGGGAGAGAUGUCCUUUCAACCCCGUGUCUCUGCUAAAUGCCUUUUGGAUCCAAGCAGUGGAGCCCAUUGGAUGACUGGACUAACUCAGAGACUAUUACUGAGGCUUAUUAGGCUGGCAAAAAGAAUUCUAGCCAAAUCUUCCAGGUUAGAAGAGAAAUGACAGCUGCCCCUGAAGGGAUUCCCAGGAUGGAGCACAGCAACCAUCCUACAAAGGGUUAAUACUCCCCCUCCCCUGGCCCCCAACUUGCUGCCAGAGAUCAGCUAAUCUGAUAAUUACAGCAACAAACACAGUUUAGACAAACAAGACCUGACCCUGAGGGUUUGGAAUGAAAACAUUUACUCUCUCCCUCCCCAGAGAGACGGUGCCUGGAGCAUACACACAGAGACACUGGGAAAAUACCCUUGUGCUGGAGCGAGGGGUGAAAACAUCUGUGUUCCUGAGCUGCUUGGGAAGAUAGCGUUAAUGGGGAGGGGGUUCAGUGGGGGAGGCGGAGGAGUGGGCAGUGGUGCAGUGGGAGGGUGUGCAGGCUAGGAGCAGAUGGAACAUGUACCCAUAACUGGAGCUAUAAGCCAAUUGUAAUUGAUUUUUACAGCAGAGGCAGAGUGCAGGGAGAGGUACAUAGGAGACUCAGCGAUUCAGAAUUCUAGUGAAAAACCUGGUGGCUAAGUGGGGAGAAACGUCCUACGACACCAAAGUGGGGUCUAUUUUUUUUAUUAAAAAAUGUUUUUAAUGUUUAUUUAUUUUUGAGAGAGAGAGAGGGAGAGAGAGCACGCAUGAGAG
This is a messenger RNA of Herpailurus yagouaroundi (jaguarundi), 1764 nucleotides long. Its product is annotated as collagen alpha-2(I) chain-like. The coding region runs from base 438 to 935 and encodes 165 amino acids. The record is from RefSeq and is a predicted model, not a curated record. The transcript has 3 exons. NCBI's taxonomy places the organism in Eukaryota, Metazoa, Chordata, Mammalia, Carnivora, Felidae.